AUGAAACAGUCAGCUGUAAUCUUCAUAGAGAAAGCGACGCCGGCCAGCAUAACAGAGUUUCAUGACAUAUUGUCUAAUGAUCUACUAUCUAUUAAGGAGAAGUGGUCUUUUGAAUUCAAAACCUUCCGUUUUGCAGUUAAGAACUUACCUCCUCAAGAUCCGAAGUUGAUGCACUCUAUAACUUUCACACAUAGAGGCAAUCAGACUGUGAUUAUCAAGAACAAGUCAGCUGUUGUAACUAGCUCCCCUGCGGCCGAUCCACCCCAGCAAUUGACUUUCAAUAGCUGUUCGACAGGAGCUCCUGAAUCAUUUGAUACUAUUCUUACUACUAAACUGUCAAAUCUGUGGACACAGAGACAGAGUAUUAAAGGAGAUUUCGGAAGCACCUUUCUAACCACUGAUUUGAUAAUAAGAGCGACAAACGUUUUUUCCUAUGGUGGUUUUAAGGGUUUACUGAUAGAACUGGAAUGCAACGAUGGCGCAUCAAUUUCUGAUUUCGAGAAAAGAAUCGAGCGUGUACGAAGUCACCUGUAUGGGAUUUCUCUCCGUGAGAUCAAAAUUUGUAGAGAUGUAAUGGACACUACAAAACCUAACUUCUUGUGUGACCUUGCUUACCAAUAUAUAAAAGUUUUAGAAAUAUAA
Molecule: messenger RNA, 642 nt
Organism: Lachancea fermentati
Lineage: Eukaryota; Fungi; Ascomycota; Saccharomycetes; Saccharomycetales; Saccharomycetaceae
Source: the annotation of a GenBank genome assembly